UUGGGUUUAUUACAAAGACUAUAUUGUUGGACCUACUGCUAGGUAUUUAAGUCAAGGAAUGACUUAAAGUUGUGAUUUUGAUGAAUAGGUAAAGUUGUAUUUGUCUAUUGAGUUUUUUAUGAGCAGAUACUUUGGCUUGAUUCAAUGAUAGGUUGGAGUUCUUUUGCUUCAAAAAAACUUAAAAUUGAGUAAUUGGCCAAUGAGUGGUGCUUUAAGAGUUGUAGUAUGUUUUGAUGGUUCCUUUCAGUGAAUGGGUUUGAAUGGGUUUCGUUGGUCGAGUGAGGUCUGGCUCUUUACUUGUUAUUGGAUUCUCAAAGUCAAGGAAUGAAGUUUUGAUUUUGAUGAAUAGGUAGAGUUGUAUUUGCCUAUUGAGUUCUCCUGAGCAGAUACUUUGGCUUGAUUUAGAGUCCUUUCGUUUAAAAAUUCAAAACCGACCAAUUAGUGAUACUCGAUGAGUGGUUCUAGUGGCUUUUUAUCCUAUGAAUCAGUUUAAAGGGAUUUACUUGGUUGAAUGAGGUUAGCAUCUUUAUGUUGUGUUAUUGGUUCUUAGUGGAAUACCCAAAGAGGGCUGAGCAUGUAAGAACCAAUUAUGUUCGCAGUUUUUUCAGUGAUGGAGCUUAAGAAAGAAUAGAUUGAAUCAUUUGAGCCUGUUACUUAGAUGCUUGUUACUCUUCUUUUUCCAGGUCUUGGGGGGUUUUAAGCAAAAAACAUGUUUGAUAGUAUUGGCGGUGCUGUUUUCUCGAUUUAGCUGUGAACUUUCUGCGUCCUACCCCCAAUUGGAAAUAAUUGUUUUAUGAGGCCGUCAUGGUUAGUUGACAGUAAGAGAAUUGCAACAAAAAUUAAGAGUGCGUCAGGUGAUCCUGGAGCAGUGAAUUGGAAGAGCAACCCCACAAAAGCUUGCCCUAAGUGCCAGUUUAUCAUCGACAAUAAUGACGUUAGCAAUGACUGGCCAGGAUUACCAAGAGGUGUAAAAUUUGAUCCAACUGAUCAAGAGAUUAUUUGGCACUUACUUGGAAAAGUUGAAGUUGGCAGUCGAAGUUCCCAUCCUUUUAUUGAUGAGUUCAUUCCAACUGUUGAUGAAGAUGAUGGAAUCUGCUAUACGCAUCCUCAAAAUUUACCAGGUGUUAAGCAGGAUGGAAGUGUCUCACACUUCUUUCACCGAGCAAUUAAGGCUUAUAAUACAGGAACGCGUAAGCGUAGGAAAAUACAUGGUGAUAAUUUCGGCGAUGUCCGUUGGCAUAAGACCGGUCGGACAAAACCUGUUAUCUUGGAUGGAAUUCAAAGAGGUUGUAAGAAGAUUAUGGUUCUUUACAUAAGCCCAGUUAAGGGCGGGAAAGCCGAGAAGACAAAUUGGGUGAUGCACCAGUAUCACCUAGGAACCGGGGAAGAUGAAAGGGAGGGGGAAUAUGUUGUGUCUAAAGUAUUUUAUCAGCAGCAGCAGCAGGUCAAGCAAGGUGACAAAAUUGAACAAGAAUUGCCCGAAGACGCUGACUAUCUGGUUGCUAAGGUUGAUCCACAUACCCCCAAGUCUGUGACUCCCGAACCCCCUCGCGGUGAGAGGAUAUCUUCUAGUAUGGAUGCAAGACAGCAAAUUGCCGCUUCUAGCAUCAGUCCCACUACCCAGUAUCAUGAUGUGGAUUACACAGAAGAUGACAUGGGAGCUCUUCCUUAUCAGACCGAGAAUCAAGAUCAAAUCAUAGAGAACCAAAUUGAUGAAGAUGGGACGAAAGUUGAUAACGAGACUGGUGAUGACCCGAAAUGGUGGGAUAGCGAGUCACAGUAUUUGCUAGAUUCUCAGCAACUUGUAGAAGGGCUAUCCUUAUGUGAUGAUCUCCUGGCGAGCCAAUCUCCAAAUAGGGAUGAACAUGACAAUGACACUGACAAAAACAAAGAGAAGAAGUGUAAACCUAGUCUUGCUGAUUAUGCUCAAUUAGGACCGGAGGAUCUGAAGAAGGAUUUGGAGGAGUGCCAACAUUUGGUUCUUGAUCCAGCCAACAUAGACAUGGACACCCCCCCUGAUUUUCGACUUAGCCAACUUGAGUUUGGAUCACAGGACAGUUACAUUGCCUGGGGCGGAAGCAAGUUUGGUUUUGAUUCUGGGGAGCAUGUUGGUUAGGAGAAGUUGUCGAGACUGCUAAUCGUUGUUGUCACGAUUUUUGUGAAGCUUGCGGCAAACUAUGUCUGCUGCAAGUUAAUGGAAAUUAAUACUCGACGCAACUUAUUAAUCUUGUAACCAAUGCCCUAAAGGGACCUAAGGUUUUUUUGUGAUGCGCAGAUCAUUGACUGAUCUGGAUUUUUAGCUUACUUAACUUUGUACAUAAAUGUUUAUGACUUCACAACUUUGCAUGCUUGCUUACUUUGUGCUUGUUAGAACUCUGUUUUUCUACCUUGUGCUUCA
Molecule: messenger RNA, 2398 nt
Organism: Nicotiana tabacum (common tobacco)
Lineage: Eukaryota; Viridiplantae; Streptophyta; Magnoliopsida; Solanales; Solanaceae
Product: SUPPRESSOR OF GAMMA RESPONSE 1
Biological process (GO): regulation of DNA-templated transcription
Cellular component (GO): nucleus
Molecular function (GO): transcription cis-regulatory region binding; DNA-binding transcription factor activity
Source: RefSeq, a predicted model, not a curated record